UAUAAACUCAAAAUUGAUGAAAAUUAUUACCAUAUUUGCUUUAUUACUGGCAUUUAGCUAUGCAGAAGGAGAGUGCCAAGUUUUUAAAUGUCAUAGUAUUGAACAACAGGAUGGCAUUCAACUGUGAGCUCAGCAAACUGAAGGUGAACAAAAUGAACCUGAUUUCUUUGGAGUGGAGAGAUGUUCUCCAGACCAAUUUUGUCAAGCACAAAAAUGGGAGUCUCCUGAAGAUGUCCUGCCUGAUACUUCGCUCAGUUGUGGAGAUACUAGUACUAGGAAUUUUCCUCCUAGUUUAGAGUCGAUGAAUGGACAAGCUCUUGAUGGAGAUCAUUGAGAACAAGAUUCGCAUUGCUUUAAGACAGAGGAUAAUGCAGCUACUUGAGAAGCAGGGGUCUGCAGAGCUUCAACUAAACCAGGAGAUCUAUGUUCUGGAAACUCAAGAAAUUGACCAAAAGGAUACUUCUGUAAUAUUGAUAAUAUAUGUGCUGAAUCUUUGCUCAAAGGAGCAAUAUGUACGAGACAUAGAGAAUGUGCAAGGAAUCAUGCUUGCAUCAAAGUUAAGGGAGAGCAAGACUUUGUUUGCACAGAGUAUGGCACCUUAUCCAACGGAGUCUUAUUCACCGAACAUUCUGAAGACAGUUUUAAAAACCCAAAAAGUUUAUUGAAAAAUACUUUGAUUUCAAUACCUGAUGCUGUUGGAGAGAUGCAAGGUCCAUUUGUUUGCAAAAGCUUGGCAAUGAUGAGAGUAGAUGGGUAUCACCAGUGUAGGUCUAAUCAAAGAAAUGUUGAUCAGACUUAUAUGGUAGACUCUCUUGACCAAUCUUGCAAAGUUCAAAUAUUUGCAAGAGAUGGAGCUGAAAACUAUGACAAACCAAUUAUAAUAGAAACAACUCCUAGAUGCGGGUUUAACAAAAACACAAGUGCUGUUUGCCCUCUUCAGCCAGGAGAUAACUACGCUAUGGACUUAUUCUAUGACUCAUUCAUGUCAAUCGGCCGUAUGGAUUGCCAUAGACUCUCAAAUAGUAUUCCAUUCGAAAAUGGAAGGAAUUGUAAGGAAGUAUGGAAUGUGAGAGAUAGCCAACUUGUAUUCAAAUUGUUGAGAUUUUAUCAGAUUACUCUUUUCCAUCAUAUGUGGGCCAACACUGCAGCGAACGAGAAAUGCGUAGCUCAGACUAUCACUUAUAAUCUGUGGAAUGGAAUGGAAGAUGGGCUAUUAGAUUAAAUCCU
Messenger RNA from Moneuplotes crassus, 1227 nucleotides. Lineage: Eukaryota; Ciliophora; Spirotrichea; Euplotida; Euplotidae. The record is from the annotation of a GenBank genome assembly.